CAGAGCAGCAGGCAGGUUGGAGAUUUCACAAAAAGCAAGCAUUAAUAAAGCUGAUAAAAAAAAAUAAAAUCCAAAACAGGCAGAUAACUGAAAGUGCAAAAGAAAGAAGAACCAAAGCUAAACUGAACUGGUAUAAUAUGACAAACUCAGGGAAGAAACCCAAACAGAAGACAAGGCACCAGGCUGGAAACCGAGCAGGGAACGAGACCAAGAACACAGGGAUGAACACAGACGAACUAACAAGGAACGAAGGGAAACACACAGGUGCACUCAUCCACCCCUUCAUUCAGCUGACAAAAUGUCGAUGACAGAUCUGUUGAAAGCUGAGGAGAUCAAGAAAGCUCUUGAAGCCUUUGCAGCAGAAACAUUUGACCCUAAAAAGUUCUUUGAAAUGGUGGGAAUGAGGGCCAUGUCAGCUGAAAAUGUCAAGAAGGUCUUCAAGGUUCUGGAUGUGGAUGGUAGUGGCUUCAUAGAAGAGGAGGAGCUCAAGUUUGUACUGAAGGGCUUUUCCGCGGAGGGCAGAGAUCUGACCGACUCUGAGACAUCAGCAUUCCUCAAAGCCGCAGACAAAGAUGGAGACGGCAAGAUCGGCAUUGAUGAGUUUGAGGCCAUGGUGCAUGAGUAGGGGAUAGAUGAACACCCCCCUUCUUCUUCCUCCUCCUCUUUGUCCCUGCAUUCAUAUUUUGUAACUGCCACCUUCAAACUCCUCUCACCUUCGUCGAGACCCCACACAUGGAGUCAGACCAGGCCUGCUCUCUACAAACUACUGCAGAGGCAGGCCAACAGGGCGUUACCAUGAGGAGAAACAUACAGGCUUAACAGGCACCAGUUUCAUCUUUUCAUUUUUUAUAUAUAUAUUUAAUCGCACAUGCUGUAUGGGUUUCUGAAUCAUUCAUAAUGAUUUCAUGAAGAUAGUUUGUGGUCUAAAACAGGUGGUGGUACUUUAGUGCUGUAGAUGGUGUAGAUGUUAUAAAGACUUCUUAAAUCUUAAUUUCCUUCCUUUGUGUAUUUCAGGUUGUGCAUUUUGUCUGAUUGAUUUUACUUCUAGAUGUUCACAUAUCAGUGCACUUUCCUCCCACUCCUCUUCCUCAUCCACCUUCCUUCACCUCACCUCCUCUCCUCUAUCCCCUUCUCCUCCUCCACACUCCCUGCCUCCAAUCAGAUGAUGUAGUGAAUAAAAUGAUAUAUAAGGAGAGCUGUGAAGACAGAAAAGAUAUGAGUAAGAAAUGAUAAUAAAAAACUUGAGUAAUAA
This is a messenger RNA of Epinephelus lanceolatus (giant grouper), 1252 nucleotides long. The record is from RefSeq and is a predicted model, not a curated record. NCBI's taxonomy places the organism in Eukaryota, Metazoa, Chordata, Actinopteri, Perciformes, Serranidae.